Formica exsecta is the source of this 3914-nucleotide messenger RNA. Its product is annotated as endothelin-converting enzyme 2-like. NCBI's taxonomy places the organism in Eukaryota, Metazoa, Arthropoda, Insecta, Hymenoptera, Formicidae. The record is from RefSeq and is a predicted model, not a curated record. Gene Ontology annotation, biological process: protein processing. Gene Ontology annotation, molecular function: metalloendopeptidase activity. The transcript has 16 exons. Gene Ontology annotation, cellular component: plasma membrane. Bases 28 to 3588 code for a protein of 1186 amino acids.
UACAUAGUUAAUUAAAAAUAAGAGACCAUGCCCUUUCGCAAAACAUAUCAAGUCAACAAUCGGGAGGAAGGCAAGGCCGCUCAACGAGAUCAAUCGUAUAGAAGCUGUCUCGUCACCUUGCUCAUCUUCUUUUUUAUGUGCCUCAUUCUUAUUCUCGCCUGCAUACCCUGGAAAAUGCGAAAUCAUAGAGAAUACAAGAAUCAAUACAUUGAAAAUGAGCCACAGUAUCAUCAUGAAGAACACAUGAAAGAGGCAAUAACGACUUCCACAAUCAUGACAGUUGUAUUAACGACUCUGACAACUCCAAGAACAACUACAUCCACCACGAACACAGAGAAAACAAAACCAACGAAAAAUAUUGAUGUCGUCACUGAAGAGUAUUCAAAGAAGAACAUUAAGGGAUCUCAUCAUUUCGAGCGUUAUUCUGAAAAGAAUAGAACGACGGAGGGUGAAAUAAUUAUGUUUCCUGUGACUGUACCUAAAAAAAAAACUGAUGACUUUUCCACGACGAAAAAAAUCGUUCAUUAUACAGAAACUACUGAAGAAGACAUCGAUUUUACUGUAUUGCCAUAUGAUAUUAUAACUGAUAAUAUCAUCGAUAAUGAUACAACUUCAAUAUUGCCAAAUGGACCAAUUGUCAGCAACAUUACGUUAAAAUACAAUGUUAAAACUGUCGACAUUAUAGAGAAUGUUACGUCUUCCGUUGAAUCCGUUGAAUCUACGACUGAUAUAUAUUACAAUACAGAAAAAUCAAAAAUUGAUACCGCAAUUGAUAAUAUUACAACUCCAACAUUAUCAUCUUCAUUCAAUGAUUCUGAAGGAUAUGCUGCCGAAAAUUUUACUAAUAAAUACGAGAGAUUGAAAGCUGCUGUUGUAACUGAUAUUACAACGCAGAAUCUUCCGACCGAUCCUGAAAAAAAUACGAAUGUUAAAUAUCUUUCCGAUCUGUAUAAUUAUACUGAGGAAUCAAAAUUCGAUGUAACAACAAACGAUAUAAUCACUUCUACAUCGCCGACUCAAUCAAAUCCUGAAGAAGAUAGAAAUACUAAAUAUUCAACAACAUAUUUAAAUUAUAAGGAAUCUACAACCGGUCUAGAGUAUAGUCCGACAUUAAUUAAUGAGAAUGUAACGAGUUCUUCUGCCACAAUGAAUUAUACUCCAGCCAUAGAUGAGAGGUUUUCACAAACUACAAAAAUCAGAAACGAAACUGAGGACAUGACAAAUGCGACUUCGAAGAACUAUAGCAAGACUACAACCCAAAAUGAGAAUGUGACUUCUAGUGUCACCGAGGAAUACAAUGUAUCUUCUACAAACAAUUAUGCAAACAUAGCUAUUUUUGCUUUUGACAACUAUACGACAAACAUAAUAAACCAGGACGAGACGAGGCUUACAACGGUGAGGACCACACUUCCUGACGAGGAUACGAAUAUUUGCGAAACAGGACACUGCAAACAGAUUGCCAGCAAAAUGUUAUCCUACAUGAAUCACACGGCAGAUCCUUGUGAAGAUUUCUACGAGUAUGCUUGCGGUGGUUUCGAAGCGGAUCCGCAGUUGACAGAUGGAAAUCUAAAAUUCAGAAAUUAUCAACGAAUUGCCAGACAGAUGUUAAAAGAGAAACGCGAAAACGUGUACUCGAAUUUUGCAACGUACUAUGACAGCUGUGUGCAAUACGAAAGAAAUGUGAACUUCAAUGAAAGAGCAGAAAUGGCAAAUAAUGCGUUAAAAAGAAUAGGAGAGUUUUAUACAGAUGCCACAUGGUCUGAUAGUUAUGUAGGCUUUACAAAAUUACUCGCGCAAUUAAUGUUACAUCACAGUGCUCUUUUAUUUGACGUCGUGCCAGAAUUAGAUGAAUAUCGUCGAAACAGUUUCACGCUUAAAAUAGGUCCUACAACAUAUAAAAGUCCUUUCAAAUACAUGGAGGAGGAUACAUGCUCCGAGAACGAGGUUGAGACGGAAGGACGAUAUGUGGAUCUUGAAAUUUUAUAUAAUAAUUAUAAAAGAUGCAAGAGUAAUACAAAAGAAUUUAUGAAAUCCAUUAAGGAAGCUCUAACAGUGCUUAAUGUUUUUAAAAAUUUAAAUGACAGUUACCUAGAACAGGAGAACAUAGAAAAAACUAUUCAUACAAUCAACAUUACUCUAAUGCAAGGAUACUUUUCGCAUUUUCCGUCCAAAAGUGAAAUACGGGAAGCAUAUGUGUUGAAUAACUACAGUAAAGUCAGUUUAGACGAGUUGCAGAGCAGCAGUACUUUUGUGAAUUGGACACAAUUAAUUCGUUCGCUAACAGGAAUGGAUAUGAUAACCAGCGAGGCUAAUAUUCAAAUUUAUUUCUACACCGCACUGAUUAAAGGUUUACGCGAAUUAGAGAAAUUCAGUAAAGAGGAUCCUGCAGGACUCAACAAUGCGAUAUUAGGAUUAUAUGCACACAAUCUUUAUCAAGAGUUGGUGCUACCAAGGCGCAAUAAUAUGAAAGAUUAUUGUCUGCAAGUUGCUACCUAUCUCCUACAGCUGGAAGCAUCCAGUUUAUAUAUAUCUUCUUUUACUGAUCAUGAAAUAGUACAGAUGAAUAAUAUGACGAAAAAGAUGUUCAAUCAGCUAAAACAAACGCUAAAGAUAAAAACUGAAGAAGUAGAAUGGGCCAGAGAGGAAGGACUACAAGGAUUGCUGAAGAAAAUCGACAGUCUGCAGCUUGCAUUGCCUGUUAUUUCCUAUUUCAAGAACAGACAUUCGUUAUACAAUGAAUAUAAUGUCUCACAGAUAAUUUUGUAUGACAAUUACUUCUAUAAUUCGAUGAUUCUGCUGAAAAGAUACAGAACUCUACUAUAUGCCGAAUUAAGAAGAGAAGUCGGCGAUCCAAAGCAAAUUUGGACAUAUUAUGCGACGCCAUUCCAAUCGAAGGCCCAGGCAAUCUACGGCCUGAACCUCGUCGUGAUUCCCUACGGCAUCAUCGAUUGGUCCUUGAUAAACGACGAACUCUCCUUCGAUUAUCUUCUGCUGGCGACACUUGGGAAUUUAAUAGCACAUCAGAUCGCCCAUCAUUUCGAUGCGAAUGGUAUACACUAUUGGGAUAAAACCAGGAAUACUCAAGAUUCCCUGAUGUAUGAGAAUGAAUUCACCGACACGAACUUCGACGAUUACAUCAACUGUCAAAAGGAAAACUUAUAUCAAGGACCUAUGAACAUGACAUUACCCUUCACCGAUCAGACAGUAUCGUUUAUGAUUCCGCGAUUGACCUUGAACGAGCGGUUGUCUGAAAUUAUGGGACUCAGACUAGCCUAUGAUACUUUGGCUCUUACGAGAUCGGAUGCAGAAAGGAGGCUUCCGUGGAUAAAACUCCGCAUCAACCAAUUAUUUUAUCUCGCCUACGCUCAGACAUAUUGCACGAAGACAUCACUCACGUCGUCGUACAUCUCUUUGCACGAGAGCGAGAAUCUGCCGAACCGGAUUCACGUGUUCGUCUCUGCAUCGAACAGUGUACUCCUCGCCGAGGCGUGGAAUUGCCCGGUAGGUUCGCAAAUCGCGCCCAACGAUGUUUGUAGCGUCUUUCCGUAUAUAGAUUUCAAGGAGACCGCCGCAUUGAUGCCAGAGUGAAAACCGUUCGCGGAAAAUGUGAUAAACAGGCAACCGCGGACGUUUCAAUUUUAUUUAGUGUAGACUCGGUCAGUCUACAAAUAUUCGCGACGCAAACUAUUAAAAGACUAAAUUGAUGGAUACAAAAACGAAAUUCACGUCCCUCUAUCCGUUCUGCGAGAUUCACACGUAAAUUUUUCUAAUAUAUAGAUUCGGACAAACGAUUGGAUUUAUCUUUUGUUUGGAAUUAAAAAUACUAAGUAUUUACUUUUAAGUUCCAUUCACGAACGAUACAUGUAAGACUAUACCUUUAAUCCAAUUUUAUAUAAAAAAAAAGAGUCGAAAAA